This is a messenger RNA of Sclerotinia trifoliorum, 1378 nucleotides long. Lineage: Eukaryota; Fungi; Ascomycota; Leotiomycetes; Helotiales; Sclerotiniaceae. The record is from the annotation of a GenBank genome assembly.
AUCAGGAUGUGAUUGUAAGGGUCCCGUGAAGUUUCACCUCGGUUCAACCGGACGGCCGCCACUAUCAUCAGAUUGCACGACUUCCAAAUUCCUCCACAAACAACAUCACGACAAUGAUCCUAAAACAUGAUGGUUUCGACGACGUCGCACUGCCGAAAUCUUAUAUUAUGACUGUGAAUCUUGGCUUACUGAGCUUCCUAUACGACUUCAGAACAACUUCCUCAGGUCGUGAAUUCAAAAGACAUGUAAGGUUACCAAUAUUGAGGAACCAUCCGCGGGAUGUGCUUGCGCGCAGAGGCUUCAUGGCUUUUCAUUGUGUCAAUUGCCGCAUUUGCGUUAUUUCAAUGGCAUGUAAGUUCAGGAGGUAACCAGUGGAUUGUUUAUAUAUCUGGCCGAGUUUCCACACCAGCAGUAUUUGGUGAAGAGCGUCUUUCUAACCCUUCAGCUUAAUUUACUUACCCCUCGGUUAAACAAGAUGGCAGAUAAUAAACCAACCCUCCAUCAUAUGGAUGUAAGUCCGCUUCUUUCCUCUGGUGUCUAGCCUCUAACCUGAAACUAGAACUCCCAAUCUCAACGCAUCCUCUGGCUUCUCGAAGAAUUGGGUGUUGAAUACAAUGUAGUUCACCAUUUCCGCAAAGCUGCCGAUGAUCCAGUUGCUCCUUUCCGAUCUCCUGAAUCCAUCAAAGCCCUCGGUCCACAUGGCAAAGCCCCAAUUCUCACAACUGGCGCCGCAGAUGGCAAUCGAUAUAUUCCCGAGAGCGAUGCUAUCUGUACAUACCUUCUUCGAAAGUUCGAUACUGAGGAUAAAUUCGGCUUGCAUAGUGGUGAUUGGAUCAGAGACGAAAUUCUCAAUUCAUUCAACCUUACGACAUUCGUACGAUCGGUUUAUUUUAUCCUUUUCAUUGAUUUUGACCUCAUAAGAAACGGAGUUGUGGAUUAUUUUGAUGGACCUGAGAUAAGAGAAAUUCUCACCAUUUUGGAUGGAGAAUUGAAGAAUGCACCAGAAGGUGGCUACUUCAUGGGGAAAAAUCCAGGUAGAGCCGAUAUUAUGAUGGAGUUUCCUAUGAGUUUCGUAAAACAUAGGAAUUGGAUUGAUCUUGAGAAGGAAUUCCCUAAAUUAGAUGAGUGGUUGAAGAGGGUUUAUGAUAGACCUGCUUGGAAGAGAGGUUUGGAAAAGGGUAAUGGUUUUUAUGAUCUCAAUGUCUUUCCAAAAAGAGCUGUGAUAUCAUGAUUGGUUCAUUUACUUUUGUAUUUCAGUCAUCCUGGUACGACUCACUUGCCUGGGAUUAUCAGAGGCAGGAUAAUGUUUCAAAACUAUUUCUCUAGCCAUGUGAGGCUUUCUUUGCUUUACAAUGUGCAAUGAAUCUGCGUUUAAAAU